CUUGGUAUGGAAUGGAAUUAUGGGAAGUCGGAUGGAAUUGUCUAAACAUGGAUAUGUUUGCAUUAAAAUAAUUUUAGCUUUUUUCUUUUAAAAAUAACUACAUUUCAAUGGGGCCUAUAUUGCAUAAAUUGUACCACUAAGUUUUAUCACACUAGGUAGAUAUGGAUAAUUCAGCUAAAAAAGUUAUUUCUACGGAGGACAAGCGGUUAUGGAUCGGUAAUUUGGAUCCUAGAGUUACUGAGUAUCACCUUCUAAAACUUGUGCAAAAACAUGGUGUUAUUGAGAAGUUUGAUCUAAUUUUUCAUCGAAACGGACCUUUAGUCGGACAACCAAGAGGUUAUGCUUUUGUUACAUACGUAAAACAAGAAGACGCUAUUAUUGCAAAGAAUGCAUUACAUAACUUAUUAGUGGGACAGAAGAAUAUCAUAGUAACUUGGGCACAUAGUGUCAAUAAUGAAGAAGUCGAGAAACCAAAACCUGAAAUAGUAAUACCUGCAUUAGCUAUGUCAAAAGAAGGUAAAAAGACUGAUAGGAUAUCCCAAAUUCAGGCUAUCGAGGCUAAACUAAAAUUAAUGGAGAAAAAACAAGAAGACGAACUUAAGAUAAAUGAUACGGUUGCAACUAAACCACCUGUUAUCGUACAGUAUCAGUAUAAUAAGUCGCAGACAACCGCCAUCAGUAGUUUCAAACACAAACAUCCCCUCAAGAAGAGUGAUAGGUAUAAUAAACCAUAUAGUAAAAGCAAAUUUAGGAGAUAAUUAUAAUUAGGUAUUAGAUUUGAUUUAUGUAUUUAUUUAUUGAUUAUGUACGAAACUACUUACAAAUAUUACAAUUAUUGUUAUAAUUACUUUGUUGGUUUUUAGGAUAAUAGAAAUUGAGUUUUAACUUUUCGAUUUCAUUUUAAAUCUUUCUCAGAUUUGUAAUUUAUAUAUAUUUAGGCAACUUAAAUGAUUACAGUUAUUAUAAAACUUACUAAUAUAAAUAUAGCUAAUCACAAAAUUAGCUAAUAAAUAGCAAAUUUUUUUGUAAUUUGUGCUUGUAUUUGUUAGUAAGUUUUAUAACUUUGCGAAAUUAUUUAAUUGUGUUUAUUUCCUGUUACAACCCUGAGGAUGAUUUAAAAUUAAAACAAAACGUUGAUGUAGCAGAAAAUUCAAAUUUAUCAUAAAAAAAAACAAAAUAAUUAUUACAACAUUGAGGGAUAUGAUUUUUAGCACUAUUAGAAUUGUUGCAGUGGGGUCCAAAUUAUAAACUUUUUUAUGUCAUUUAUGAAAAUGAUAAAUUAUGAACUUGUAAAUUUACAGAAUAUAUUCUCAGUAUGGAUAUGAACCGAAUAAGUUGAAACAAAUUUGAACAAGUUUACCUUAAUAUACAAAACUAAUUUUUUUGAUUACUUUUCUAUUAAACAAAUUAGUAAAUUAUUGAAAUAUUUUUCUACUAUUUCAAACAAAUUAUAGAUCGAAUUAACAACUUAUGAAUAGUCUCUUGAUAUUUUUUAAUGUUAGUAAUUAAUAUUUAUUAUUUUAUUAUUAAUAGUUUUCUAAUUCGUCAUGUACUCUAAAUAUUUUCUUAUCAGCUUUCCGAAUUAACACAAGUAAUCAGUAAUCACUUUGUCACAUAUUGUUUUAUAUUGCCUUGUCUUUUAAUAAAUUUCAUUCAGUUUA
Messenger RNA from Anoplophora glabripennis (Asian longhorned beetle), 1661 nucleotides. Its product is annotated as probable RNA-binding protein 18. Bases 162 to 758 code for a protein of 198 amino acids. The record is from RefSeq and is a predicted model, not a curated record. Gene Ontology annotation, molecular function: RNA binding. The transcript is spliced from 4 exons. NCBI's taxonomy places the organism in Eukaryota, Metazoa, Arthropoda, Insecta, Coleoptera, Cerambycidae.